AUGGAUGCCUUGCAAGAUGGAUCGGAGAGAGAUAAAACUCCUCCUCCUUCCUCUUCUUCUUCUUCCUCCUCUCCCAUUCCUGUCGUCACCAAUUUUUGGAAAGAAUUUGAUUUGGAGAAGGAGAAAAGUCUGCUUGACGAGCAAGGGCUUAGAAUAGCUGAGAAUCAAGAAAACAGCCAGAAGAAUCGGCGAAAACUUGCAGAGAGCACACGGGACUUCAAAAAAGCAUCGCCUGAGGACAAACUUAGCAUGUUUAAUUCCUUGCUCAAGGGAUAUCAAGAAGAAGUAGAUAAUAUUACCAAGAGGGCCAAGUUUGGGGAGAAUGCUUUCCUAAACAUCUAUCAGAAGCUUUAUGAAGCACCAGAUCCCUUUCCCGCCCUUGCUUCUAUUGCUGAGCAAGAUCGUAAGUUAUCUGAAGUGGAAUCUGAGAAUCGGAAAAUGAAAGUUGAACUUGAGGAAUUUAGGACAGAAGCGACUCAUCUGAAAAAUCAACAGGCCACAAUAAGGAGACUAGAAGAACGGAACCGCCAGCUUGAGCAGCAGAUGGAAGAAAAAAUCAAAGAGGUUGUUGAGAUCAAGCAACGAAAUUUGGCUGAGGAAAAUCAGAAAACGUUGGAGCUUUUAAAGGACAGGGAACAAGCUUUGCAAGAUCAGUUAAGGCAAGCAAAAGACAGCGUCUCCACCAUGCAAAAACUGCAUGAGCUAGCACAGAGCCAACUUUUUGAAAUCCGUGCUCAAUCAGAUGAAGAAACAGCGGCAAAGCAAUCUGAAGUUAGUCUAUUAAUGGAUGAAGUGGAGCGUGCUCAAACGCGACUGCUUACACUUGAGAGGGAAAAGGGGCAUCUGCGGUCUCAGCUGGACACAGCUAAUGAAGAUACUGAGAACAAGAAUAGUGAUAAUGUCGAUUCAAAUAGUAUGCUGGAGAAAUCUAUAAGUGCAAAAGAGAAGAUUAUUUCCGAGCUUAAUAUGGAGAUUCACAAUGUUGAGAUAGCUUUAGCAGAUGAGCGAGAACGUCAUGUUGCCGAGAUAAAGAAAUUGAAUUCGGUGCUCAGUAAGAAGGAUACUAUCAUUGAAGAGAUGAAGAAAGAGCUUCUGGAAAGACCAUCGGCAAAAUUGGUUGAUGAUCUGCGCAAAAAAGUGAAAAUUCUGCAGGCUGUAGGUUACAACUCAAUUGAGGCUGAGGACUGGGAUGCUGCUACCGCCGGUGAAGAGAUGAGCAGAAUGGAGUCGCUCCUUCUUGAUAAAAACAGAAAAAUGGAACAUGAGGUCACUCAAUUAAAGGUUCAACUUUCUGAGAAAACCUCCCUGCUGGAGAAGGCUGAAGCCAAGGGAGAAGAACUGACGGCUAAGGUUAACGAACAACAAAGACUGAUACAAAAGUUAGAGGAUGACAUAUUGAAGGGAUACAGUUCCAAAGAGCGAAAAGGGACUCUGUUUGAUGAGUGGGAGUUCUCAGAAACAGGUUCGACUGAGCAGUCUGAGCCUAUGGAUCAAAAACAUGUUCCCACAGAUCAAGAUCAAAGCUCAAUGCUGAAAGUUAUCUGCAGCCAAAGAGAUCGGUUCCGAGCAAGGUUGCGAGAAACAGAAGAGGAAAUAAGGCGGUUGAAAGAGAAGAUAGGGUUUCUCACAGACGAAUUGGAGAAGACCAAAGCCGAUAACGUCAAACUCUAUGGCAAAAUCCGUUAUGUCCAGGACUAUAACCACGAUAAAGUCGUUUCCCGAGGAUCCAAAAAGUAUGUGGAAGAUGUAGAAAGUGGAUUCAGCUCAGAUGUUGAAUCAAAGUACAAGAAAAUCUACGAGGAUGACAUCAACCCAUUUGCAGCAUUCUCGAAAAAGGAAAGAGAGCAACGGAUCAAAGAUUUAGGAAUCAGAGAUCGGAUUACGCUUAGCAGUGGCCGUUUCCUUCUAGGAAACAAAUAUGCGAGGACCUUUGCUUUCUUCUACACAAUAGGAUUGCAUGUACUUGUCUUCACUUGUCUCUACCGUAUGUCUGCUCUCAGCUAUCUCAGCCAUGGAGCUGAGGAGACUCCAGUGACAGAAACAACAACAAACCUCCCUCGCGGUUUUUAA
Messenger RNA from Microthlaspi erraticum, 2070 nucleotides. The record is from the annotation of a GenBank genome assembly. Lineage: Eukaryota; Viridiplantae; Streptophyta; Magnoliopsida; Brassicales; Brassicaceae.